Molecule: messenger RNA, 1314 nt
Organism: Trichobilharzia szidati
Lineage: Eukaryota; Metazoa; Platyhelminthes; Trematoda; Strigeidida; Schistosomatidae
Source: the annotation of a GenBank genome assembly
AUGCAAUUAACCCCUGGUAGUAGAUUAUAUAAUCAAUGGUUACAGCCGACAAUACCAAUUCCAAUGCAAUUCUAUUUUUUUAAUCUAACCAAUCCAUUAGAAUUUCAGUCGGGCGGAAAACCAAUUUUACAACAAUUAGGCCCAUAUACUUAUCAUGAGAAACGUUCCAAAGUUAAUGUUAAGCAUGAUGCACAAAAUGGAACACUUGAAUACAAUGAAAUUAAACAAUAUUAUUUUGAUAAAACUGCAUCUAUCGGUGAUGAAAAUGACACAAUAACAAGUGUUAAUUUAGGCUUUAUAGAUGCUUUAAUUGAAAUUAUUGAACAUCAUAAUAAUUAUAGCUUGUUUCAGACAAGAACAGUAAAAGAAUUAUUAUGGGGUUAUAAAGAUGACUUUUUAACGCUAUUAUCAAAUUAUUCAAUCAGUGUUCCAAUGACAGAAAUCGGUAUAUUAAUCAAUAAGAAUAAUACACUAAGUGAUACUAUCCUGAUAAAUAAUGGUGUUAAGAAUCAAAAUAUGUUGGGGAAAAUUAUUGAUUUUCAUGGGAUGCAAAUAUUACCUUAUUGGAAAUCGUUAACAGCGAAUAUGAUCAAUGGUUCGGAUGGUACAUUGUUUCAUCCAUUUAUACAAAAACAUGAGAAACUUUAUGCAUUUGCCAAGGAGAUAUGUCGUUCAGUAGAAUUUGUCUUUGAUUCAGAGACUGAAACCAAUAAUUUACCAGCUUAUAAAUAUACUCUAUCAGAGGAUACAUUCAAGUCAGCGAAGACAUGUGAAGCGAAUAAAGGAUUUUGUUUAAAUUGGCCUAACUGUUUCAAUGAUGGUGUUUUAGAUAUGUCAACAUGUCAACCUAAUGCACCGGUGGUUGUUUCACAGGCGCACUUUUUCAAUGCUGAUAAAAGUUAUCAAACUGCUGUUGAUGGGAUACAUCCAAGUGAUGAAUUCAAUACUCAAUUUUAUAUAGAACCAAAUACUGGUGUUAUAUUAAAUGUUCAAAGUAAAUUUCAAGUGAAUAUUAUCCUGAAAAAGAAUAAAAGUAUUAAACAAUUAUCAAAAAUACCUGAUCUAUUAUUAUUACCAUUGGUAUAUUUCAAUGAAUCAGCUAAUUUAAACAAUUCUACAAUUAUUGAACUAAUCAGUAUUGUAGUUAAAGGUCCAAUGAUACUUGAACAAGUUAUGAUAUGCAGUAUUAUUAUUACGAUAUUAAUAUUAUGUUCAAUUUUAUUGAAACCAUUUAUUUAUAUGCAUAGAAUUUAUGAUUUUAGAAGUAGAAAAGAAGAAAAACAACAUUUAUUAAGUGAACGCGAAAAGGAAUAA